UUUCACCUUUGACAUUUAUUUUCUCCAAAAAUUUAUAAAAAAUGAUGUCAUAAUAAUUAAUAAAUAUCGUACCCCCACCGUACAAAUCCAACUCCCCGGUCACAUCGCCGCCGGCAAAAAAAAAAAUGUCAGUUCGAAAAAACCUCGGAUCCGAAUUUUUUUGUUUUAUAUCCGCCAUCACUAGACGACCGAAUGUUAAAGAUGUCUUAGUAUCUGUUUUUGUUCCAACUUAGAUUUAUAUACAUAUUUUUCGAAUAGUUUGAACAAGGAUCCUUUUUUUGUUGUUGUGAUAAAAAAAUAAAAUUGUUGUAAUGGAAUCAUCUUUGAUUAUUCGUUUACUUACUGAAGAUCUUUUGUAUCAUGUUCUUGACUAUCUAACCGAUGAUUUGGACCGAAAAUCGUUCCGGGCAGCUUGCAAAACGUUUCAUCGGGUUGAGGCUGGUCACAGGACCAGCCUCAGGUUUUUCCGGCCCGAGUUUAUUCCGGAUCUUCUCCGAAAAUACACUCGGGCCGAUAAGCUAGAUUUCUCGGUCUGUCCGAGGAUCUACAACGGGACGGUGUCCAUGUUGUUGAAUGAUGAAAGGUGUGUAGGGUGGGCCAAUAGAGUGAAGAAGUUAGUGUUGUGUAGGACAACAUCUUUAAGGUUUUCGGGUUUGGAGAUGUUGGUUGGGGCGUGUACUAGGUUGCAAGUGGUGGAUGUUUCGCAUUGUUGUCAGUUUGGGGACAGGGAGGCGGCUGCGAUUUCGAUGGCGGUCGGGUUGAGGGAAGUUAAAAUGGAUAAGUGUUUGGGAGUGAGUGAUGUUGGGUUAGCUAAGAUUGCAAUUAGGUGUGAAAAGUUGGAGAAGAUUAGUAUGAAGUGGUGUUUGGAAAUAACUGAUUUAGGGAUUGAUUUGUUGUCAAAAAAAUGUUCCCAUUUGAAACAUAUAUCUGUCUCUUAUCUCAAGAUAAGUAAUGAAUCACUAAGGUCAAUAAGCGGUUUGAGAAAAUUGGAGGUUUUGUUAAUGGUGGGAUGUGGAUUAGUGAGUGAUGAAGGUUUGGAUUUUAUUGGAAAUGGUUGUCCUUCUCUUCAGGUAUUAGACGUAUCAAGGUGUGACCAUGUGAGUUCUGCCGGCCUCAUUAGUGUCACUAAAGGAUGUCAAGGCCUUCGAAAGCUUGAUGCUGGUUACUAUUUUCUCGAGCUUUCCACCACUUUCUUUCGCAAUCUUGAAUACUUGAAGCAUCUGAAAACAAUUAGAGUUGAUGGAGCACGAGUAACCGAAUCUUUCUUUCAAACCAUAAGUACUAAUUGCUUUUCGUUAGUUGAAGUUGGUUUGAGCAAAUGCGAAGGGGUGAACGAUGCAGGUAUUAUGCAGCUUGCAUAUGGGCAUCCCAACCUAAAGAUACUCGAUUUAACAUGCUGUAAUGACCUCACCGAUAUGGCAAUAUUAGCAAUAGCACACUCUUGUACGAAACUUUUGUGCCUCAAGUUGGAAUCUUGCUCUUUACUCACUGAAAGAAGUUUUGGUUAUCUCGGGUCAUCAUGCCACUUACUUGAGGAGCUUGAUUUAACAGAAUGUAGUGUGAAUAACAAAGGACUCGAAAAUCUAUCGAAAUGUUUGGAGCUCAAGUGCUUAAGAUUAGGAUUUUGUACAGAUAUUUCAGACAAGGGAUUGUCUUAUAUUGCUUCGCAUUGCAAAAAUCUUAAAGAACUUGACCUAUACAGGUGUUCGAAUAUUGGUGAUGAUGGAUUGGGUUUUAUAGCAAGUGGUUGCAAAAAGAUUAAGAAGCUAAAUAUGUGUUACUGCACUAAGGUCACAGACAAAGGGAUGGCUUAUUUAAGCCAGUUGGAGGAACUCUCUGAUUUAGAGAUGCGUAAUAUUACCGAAGUCACAAGUGUGGGCCUAGCAGCUCUUGCAUUGGGAUGCAGGAAGCUUUCAGAAUUGGAUAUGAAACAUUGUGGGAACAUUAGUGAUGCGGGAUUUUGGGCGCUUGCAUAUUACUCUUGGAAUUUGCAACAGAUUAAUAUAAGUUUCUGUGCGGUGUCUGAUGUGGGCUUGUGCAUGAUGAUGGGGAACUUGACACGCCUGCAAGACGCAAAGCUGGUGAACCUCACAAAGGUAUCUGGAAGAGGGUAUGAACUUGCACUCAGGGCAUCUUGUGCUCGACUUAAAAAGGUUAAGUUGCUUGCUUCUGUUAGACCAUUUCUUUCGGCUGAGUUACUCGAGACUCUUGGAGCAAGUGGUUGUAGAAUCAGAUGGGAUUAAAUGAUGUUUAAUUAAAAGAAGUACAGUGUGAUUUAGUGUUGUGUGAAAGGCUUUGUUCAAACUCAGUAAUGAGUUAAAACGACUGUUGUUUGCAAGUGUUAUAGUAGAGCAUGUGAAUGCCAAAAAUUUACCAUUUCGAUCUAUGUAUGAUCAAGUGCUAGAUAACUUGGAGUGAGCAUAUUGAGCAUAAGAUUAUCAUGCACAUCCGGCACGUACCAAGGGCGGAUAUGACUAUACUUGAAACAUGUUCCACCUUUGUGCUUUUGCA
Molecule: messenger RNA, 2511 nt
Organism: Erigeron canadensis
Lineage: Eukaryota; Viridiplantae; Streptophyta; Magnoliopsida; Asterales; Asteraceae
Product: F-box/LRR-repeat protein 3
Exons: 7
Coding region: 312-2243 (643 amino acids)
Biological process (GO): SCF-dependent proteasomal ubiquitin-dependent protein catabolic process
Cellular component (GO): SCF ubiquitin ligase complex
Molecular function (GO): protein binding
Source: RefSeq, a predicted model, not a curated record